This is a messenger RNA of Peronospora matthiolae, 2052 nucleotides long. NCBI's taxonomy places the organism in Eukaryota, Oomycota, Peronosporomycetes, Peronosporales, Peronosporaceae. The record is from the annotation of a GenBank genome assembly.
AUGAAGGCAUGCGAUCCCAGCCUCGGAGGUGUCUUGUUCCUAUUCUUAAUGCCGGUUGCUGCUUCUGAACCACUCCCACCAAGUGUGACGUCGCUCAUCAAUUCCUCAAUCGAUCCGUGUGACGAUUUCUACCACUAUUCCUGCGGUGCGUGGCUCGCUACGCACGAAAUGCCAGUAAGCAAAGCAGUGAUAGAGUAUUCCUUCACUCAAGCACAAAACGCAACGGAUACAGUACUGGAACAAGCAUUUGCCAAGAACUCGUCGUCUUUGACUGGAAAACUCUACGCGUCGUGCAUGAAUAUGGACGCGCGCAAUGCAAUUGGGGCUCAACCACUGCAGGAAGGAGUGCAGAGUAUCUUGAACGCUUCAAACAAACGGGACCUUUUUCACGUAGCUGGACGUCUUGCACGCACUGGUGCUGAUUUCAUCACCAAUUUCGCGCCAGAUCCAAGUCUCUCCAACGCGAGUCACAACAUCCUUUGGAUCACUCAUGCUGACUUGACACUGGACGACGAGUACUAUCGCAAUCCCAAAGUCCUCGAGCAUGUGGGGACGAAUAUGUCGCACUAUGCGUCAACGAUUCUCCAGUUGACGGGGUUUUAUUUAAACAAGACAAGUGAGUACGAGAACUACGGAGACGUGGUACUGAAUGUCGAGAAACAGCUCAUUGAGCUCCAACUGUACGCGCAGCUCGACCCAUCCAACUCGAGUGCGUACUAUUUGUUCACAUUCGAGAAAGCAGCAGAGAAGUACCCACUUGUGUUUGGUGCGUACGCAGAAGGCAUGCGACUGUUGGAGGAUGGUCCAGCACUGACAAAAGACACUCUGGUUGCUCUACAGAGCCUCGCCUACCUUGAAAAGGCCGAGGAGUUCGUGUCGCUUAUUUCACUCGAUGCACUCAAGGUGUAUGUGGCGUUCAUCUACAUUGACAGCUUGGCGCCGUACCUUAGUGCACCGUUCAUAGAUGCACGCUUUCAGUUUUUCCGUCAAGCAAUGCUAGGAGUCGAGAUACCGUUGCCUCUGGAACGAAAGUGUGCAGCUGCUGUGGUCAAACUCUUGCCCGUACACGCCGGUGCAGAGUAUGUAGCACAUCGUGAAGAUAUGAAAGAAAUGGGCGAAAGGUUUAUCGCAAUGCUUGAUGAAAUCUUGGAUGCCAUGAACAGCAGUAUCAGGACGCUCGAGUGGCUGGACGAGACAACGCGGAACAGUGCGCUGUCAAAGCUUGGCACUCUGGAAGUCAUGUACGUCCAGCCUGAUGCUGUGCAGCUCGAAAAAGAAGCAAAAUGUCUAGCCCAGUUGGACAACACUGCCUAUUUUGCCAACGUGAACUUGAUCCACUCGGCUCAGUACGUCGCUCUCACUUUGGAUAUCGAGGCGAGUGUGGAUCGCAGCGACUGGGGAAUGAGUGCCGCGUCGGCGAAUGCGUACUAUUCGCCUCGUAAGAACCAAAUCGUGUUUCCUGCCGGUUUAAUGCAGCGGCCAUUUUUUGAGUUAGACGGCAGAGCAGCUCAGCUCUUCGGGUCUUUGGGCACUGUCGCUGGGCAUGAGAUAUCUCACGGUUUCGAUAACUCGGGCUCUAAAUUCGACGCCAAGGGCAACUACAACGUGUGGUGGACAAACAUGACUGCUACAGCAUUUGAAACGCGUUCGCAGUGCUUGGUCGACGAGUACAACCAAUUCUCUGUUGAAGCUGAAGGCGGCGUGAAACUCGUCCCAGUAAAUGGCAAGAAAACAUUGGGGGAGAAUAUUGCUGACAACGGUGGCUUACGCGUGGCGUUCAAUGCGUACAAAAAACACGAGGUCUCACAUCGAAGCGGCCAGAACAGCUGUGACAUCAGCAUCGACGACCAGCUUUUCUUUCUGUCUUUUGCACAGACAUGGUGUGGCAAAGUGCGCGAAAAGACGGCUGUGAACUCGUUCCUUACGAACGUGCAUGCAGGAAGCGAGGUGCGUGUCAAUGGUGCAGUAAUGAAUAGCGCUGCAUUUGCUGAAGUGUUUCGUUGCCCUGCGGGUGCCCCGAUGAACCCGGUCAACAAGUGUGUUUUGUGGUAA